CAAACAAGAGCUCAUCUAGAUCUCGACUUUGUGUUACUCACUCAGGACACCUAUGCCAUACCUCAAGGACGCGCUCUUCAAGGUCAGAUAAUAAGAGGCUGUCUGCUUUGACGUCGUCGCGCGCCACAUACUCGCCUGCACCAAUUCCACCCAGGCCGAUGUCACUAUGAAGCGAAGACCGACGUCGUCCCUGUCCUAGAACACUAGUAUCACAGGAUGGCAAACUACGGCGCACCCUACGGCGGUGGUGCUGGCCAACCCUACCGAGACCCGAGAUUUCACGACCCUCGAGCGCAACAACCUUCCUCUUACUUCCCGCAGACGGCUAGCCCGCAACCUGGAUACCAGCAAACUGCCAGCCCACAGCCCCCGCAGUAUGCUGGUCAGCACGCCGUACAAUCGGAUAACCAACAACACGAUGCUAUGAAUGGCCUUGCUGGGCAGAUGGGAGGUCUGGAUGUGUCAGGUGUCCCUGCACGAUCGCAUCGAAAGAAAGAGAGGCAUGCAUAUCAUGAUAUUGGGCCAGCCCCGGCUCCUGCUCCCAUGGGCAACGCUGCUCAUCCAGGGGCGCUGGGCGGUCCUCAGUUCGUCAAUGACGCCCAGGCUGUGCCCGGUACAAUUCCUGGCCAACCUGCACAAAGCUUUGUCACUCCUGGGGACAAGUUGAGGAUGGGAGAGGAGGCCGUCACAACUCAAGGUCGUGUUGAUCCAGAACAAAUACCGAGUGUAGCAAAGUCCCGAGACCUGGCAACACAAUUUUACCAGGUAAACGUACAUGCUACGAUGGAAAAGCACCUUCCGCCUCCUGGGGCCGUACCAUUCAUCGCUCACGAUCAGGGAAACUCGUCCCCAAAAUUUGCCCGGCUGACGGUCAACAACAUUCCAUCCACAUCUGAGGCGCUUGCAUCGACAGGACUUCCAUUGGGCCUUGUCUUGCAACCAUUCGCUCCGUUACAAGAGGGUGAACCGCCUGUCCCUGUUCUCGACUUUGGUGAAAUCGGUCCUCCCCGUUGUCGGCGAUGCAGAACCUAUGUCAAUCCCUUCAUGACUUUCAGAUCUGGCGGAAGCAAAUUGGUCUGCAAUAUGUGCAAUUUUCCCAAUGAUGUCCCUCCCGAGUACUUUGCUCCGACCGAUGUGGCCGGCAUAAGAGUUGAUCGCAUGCAAAGACCGGAGCUUAUGAUGGGCACUGUGGAAUUCUUAGUGCCCAAAGAGUAUUAUACGAAAGAACCCGAACCUUUGCGAUGGUUGUUCCUGAUCGACAUCACGCAGGAAGCCAUCAAUAGAGGCUUCCUCGCGUCGGUGUGCCAAGGGAUCCUGGACGCACUGUACGGGCAUGAGAGAGAAGACGUGACAGAGGAAGAUGGAAAUUCCCAAAAACUUCCAGCAGGCGCCAAGAUCGGCAUCGUCACUUACGACAAAGAGAUCCAAUUCUAUAAUCUGACGACCGGUCUGGCAACUGCUCAAAUGAUGGUGAUGACGGAUCUUGACGACCCUUUUGUGCCUUUGUCAGAGGGACUGUUUGUUGACCCACAAGAUUCCAAGGAGGUCAUCACUUCCCUUCUCCAGUCAAUACCCACUAUGUUUUCGACCAUCAAAAAUCCGGAGCCCACAUUGUUACCGGUUCUGAAUGCAGCAUUGGCGGCUAUGGCAUCUACAGGAGGCAAGGUGAUAUGUUCCCUCUCAACGCUACCCACAUGGGGACCAGGAAGACUGCACUUACGCGAUGACGGCAAAGGCCGUGACACAGAUGCUGAGAGAAAGCUGUUUACAACCGAGCACCCAGGGUGGAAGAAGACUGCUGGUGCAAUGGUGACCGCGGGCAUUGGAGUUGACUUCUUCCUUGCAGCAGCGGGUGGCGGCUAUAUGGAUGUGGCAACAAUCGGGCAUUUGUCACGAUUGACUGGCGGAGAAAUGUUCUUCUAUCCCAAUUUUGUCGCACCGCGGGAUACGCUCAAGCUCCAAACCGAGAUCAAGCAUUCCCUGCACCGUGAGACAGGCUACCAAGCGCUGAUGAAGGUCCGAUGCUCGAAUGGAUUGCAGGUCGCCUCAUACUAUGGUUCGUUCCUCCAACACACGUUUGGUGCCGACCUGGAAAUUGGUACAGUCGACGCCGACAAGGCUAUUGGUGUUUUGUUCUCUUACGACGGCAAGCUGGAUUCUAAACUGGAUGCCCAUUUUCAGGCGGCACUUCUCUACACUUCCGCAACAGGGCAGAGAAGAGUCAGGUGCAUCAAUGUGGUCGCUGGCGUCAAUGAAGGCGCCACCGAAACCAUGCGAACAGUCGACCAAGAUGCUGUUGUGAACAUCAUCGCAAAAGAGGCAUCCGCUAAAGUGGCCGAAAAGUCACUCAAGGACAUUCGGGCCAGCAUUACUGAGAAGACUAUUGAUAUUCUUGCUGGUUAUCGGAAAAAUUUCUCGGGGUCCCACCCGCCUGGUCAAUUGGUACUCCCAGAGCAUCUCAAGGAGUUCGCCAUGUACAUGUUGGGGCUGAUCAAAAGCCGAGCGUUCAAAGGUGGCGUCGAGCCGACCGAUCGCCGCGUACACUCUGCACGAUUCAUGAGGUCUUCUGGUGUGACAGAAACAGCAUUGUAUCUCUACCCUCGUAUUUAUGCCUUGCACAACAUGGCUCCUGAGGACUGUUUCGCCAAUGCUGAAACGAUGCAACUGGUUGUCCCUCCAACUCUUCGGGCCUCAUUUGGUCGCGUAGAGGAAGGUGGCGUGUACUUGGUGGACAAUGGACAGGUCAUACUGAUUUGGUUGCACGCACAAGUGUCACCGAACCUGUUGGAAGACCUUUUCGGCGAAGGCACGAGCAGUCUGCAGGAUCUAGACCCUAUGAUGAACGAGCUUCCCAUCCUGGAUACUCACCUUAACGCACAAGUGCGUAACUUGCUCCAAUACCUCUCGACAGUGCGAGGCAGCAAGGCCGCAUCUUUUACUCUGGCCAGACAAGGACUGGACGGCUCAGAAUUCGAGUACGCUCGAAUGCUGGUCGAAGAUCGCAACAACGAGGCCCAGAGCUAUGUUGACUGGCUAGUUCAUGUUCACCGUGCCAUCCAGAUGGAGUUGAGUGGGCAGAGGAAGAAGGAAGACACUGGCGACCAUGAGGGCAUCUUGAAUAGUUUGACGGGGCUCAAAGCGCCGUACUGGACAUAAAUGUGAAAGAACAAUGACAACAAAUGAAGUACUUGUCGGUAUCCCCUGC
Molecule: messenger RNA, 3205 nt
Organism: Exophiala xenobiotica
Lineage: Eukaryota; Fungi; Ascomycota; Eurotiomycetes; Chaetothyriales; Herpotrichiellaceae
Exons: 2
Coding region: 217-3156 (979 amino acids)
Biological process (GO): COPII-coated vesicle cargo loading; endoplasmic reticulum to Golgi vesicle-mediated transport; intracellular protein transport
Cellular component (GO): endoplasmic reticulum exit site; COPII vesicle coat
Molecular function (GO): zinc ion binding; SNARE binding
Source: RefSeq, a predicted model, not a curated record